Molecule: messenger RNA, 2846 nt
Organism: Lepidothrix coronata (blue-crowned manakin)
Lineage: Eukaryota; Metazoa; Chordata; Aves; Passeriformes; Pipridae
Gene: SEPTIN6
Product: septin 6
Exons: 10
Coding region: 64-1416 (450 amino acids)
Biological process (GO): cytoskeleton-dependent cytokinesis; cilium assembly
Cellular component (GO): cell division site; septin complex; microtubule cytoskeleton
Molecular function (GO): GTP binding; GTPase activity; molecular adaptor activity
Source: RefSeq, a predicted model, not a curated record
CAGCUGAGUUCUGGACACAUUUUCUCAGUUUGUGUUUUCCUGUUUGGUUCCUGGCUUUCAAAGAUGUGCUCUGAAGCUCGGAUAGGAACACUUGGAGCUGGAGAAGACCUGAUGCCUUGCAUGGUCUGGCCACCUGCCUAUGGUGAAGGCUGUCGUACUGUCCCGCUCUCUGGACACGUAGGAUUUGACAGUUUGCCUGACCAGCUGGUUAAUAAGUCAGUUAAUCAUGGGUUUUGUUUCAACAUCCUGUGUGUGGGGGAAACUGGCCUUGGUAAGUCCACCCUCAUGGACACCCUUUUCAACACCAAGUUUGAAGGUGACCCAGCAUCUCACUCACAGCCCGGGGUUCAGCUGAAAUCCAGUACCUACGACCUGCAGGAGAGCAAUGUCAACCUCAAACUGACUAUUGUGAGCACAGUGGGCUUUGGGGAUCAGAUCAACAAAGAGGACAGCUAUAAGCCCAUCGUUGAGUUCAUUGAUGCUCAGUUUGAAGCCUACUUGCAAGAAGAACUGAAGAUAAGAAGGGUCCUGCACAACUACCAUGACACCCGCAUCCACGCCUGCUUGUACUUCAUUGCUCCGACAGGACACUCGCUGAAAUCCCUGGACUUGGUAACAAUGAAGAAGCUCGACAGCAAGGUGAACAUCAUUCCCAUCAUUGCCAAAUCUGACGCCAUUUCCAAGAGUGAGCUGACCAAGUUUAAAAUUAAAAUCACAAGUGAACUGGUCAGUAACGGGGUUCAGAUCUACCAGUUCCCAACAGAUGAUGAAUCGGUGGCAGAGAUAAAUGGGACAAUGAAUGCCCACUUGCCAUUUGCAGUGAUCGGGAGCACGGAGGAGCUGAAAAUAGGAAACAAAAUGAUGAAAGCUCGUCAGUACCCCUGGGGCACAGUGCAGGUGGAGAAUGAAGCUCACUGUGACUUUGUGAAGCUGCGGGAGAUGCUGAUCCGCGUGAACAUGGAGGACCUUCGUGAGCAGACCCACACCCGCCACUACGAGCUGUACCGGCGGUGCAAACUGGAAGAGAUGGGGUUCAAGGACACCGAUCCAGACAGCAAACCCUUCAGCUUACAAGAAACUUAUGAAGCCAAAAGAAAUGAGUUUCUGGGGGAACUGCAGAAAAAGGAAGAGGCAAUGAGGCAGAUGUUUGUCCAGAGGGUCAAGGAGAAAGAAGCAGAGCUGAAGGAGGCUGAAAAAGAGCUGCAUGAAAAGUUUGAUCGCCUGAAGAAAUUACAUCAGGAUGAAAAAAAGAAGCUAGAGGAUAAGAAGAAGUCUCUGGAUGAUGAAGUAAAUGCAUUUAAACAAAGGAAGACAGCAGCUGAAUUGCUUCAGUCUCAGGCUCAGCAGGCUGGAGGAUCGCAAACUCUUAAAAGGGAUAAGGAAAGGAAAAAUAACCCAUGGCUCUGUACUGAGUAAUUACCCCAGAAUACAAUGGGCUGGAGUGGACCUUCAUUUACUUGUUAAAUCGGAGGGUCUAAUAAAACAUGACAGCAUUUCAGCUGUGACCUUUCCAGGGUGUUACCCUUGCUCUCUCCUAUAUCCUCGUUGUGAUUCUGUCUUUCCUAUGUACUCAUGGUUAUUGCUUUUAUUAAACAAUGUAAAAUUAGUGCUAACAAGGUUUCGGAUGCUGCAACUACCAAUCCUACCAUACUUUUUUCCCCUACAAUUAAUGGAUUAUCCUUUUUCUUGGUCUCUCUCUACCUAGAUAGAUAAGGGAUAGGGAAAUAAGUUCUGUGAGUUAUUUUUGCUGGCAAAAUAACAACGCAGUUUAAAUGUAUUUAUUGGUGACGUUAAAAUGACAACACCACCUUAGUUUAAUUAUCACAUAGUUUAGAGAUAAAGCACUCUUUUCUCUUUAAACUUGGUGUCAUUUUCAUGGCUUCAUCUGUCCUUUAAAAUUUUCUUUUAUUUUUUUCUGUUGCUAGUUCAUGCUCCUUGAAGACUAGCAUGUAAAUCCUCAUUUCCAUUUCAGAGUUCCUUGUUGUGACCCUGAUUCUUCAGUCGUGCUGUGGGCGGGCUCAGUGCUCUGUGUGUGGGGGUGAAUCCACACCUCAUGCCCAUGCUGAAAGAUCAGGAUGCAUUGCUGCCAAACAGCCUCAACAAAAACCCUCCAAACCCUGGGUUUUUAGGAGAUAAGCUCAUGUCAGGCCUAGCCCUGAUAGGUGGUCUUGUUUUAGUGCAAGCUGCUGCUCAGAGUUUUCCUGGAGAAGUGCUCUGGGUGAUGCCAAAGGCCCACGAGCAGUUCCAGCACAGUGCCAGCCCAGCUCCUGCUCACAGCAGCAGCUGCCCAGAUCACACUAAGGUCUGGUCUCCGUUUCCAGCAGUCAGGGCAGUCCAAACUCUUGAUUGCAAUGUAUUUUCUCAGGUAUUCUGUUUCACCAUAAACACAAUUUCAUGUCCCAUAGAACUCUUUGAUUGCUUUGUGGUUCAUUUGGGGGGUUUUAGGAAGUUAAAAUAAUUUGAAUAUUUACUUCUUCCUCUACUGUUGCAUGUUACCCUGCUCCCCAAACCAGUCAAUAUCAGUCUGUGAAGGAUUUCUAGAUUACCUGCUAAAUAACCAUUUAAUGUUGCUUUUUUUACCGUACUGCAGGUCAUUGACUGUUCUUCCUGACCAUUUGCCUUAUUAGAAAGUUAUUUAAAGUUAUGCAAAGUCUUUAAAAAGACUUUAAAGAAAAAAGGGGUUUUAUAUGUGUGGUUUCUGAAGUACUUGAGGGUACCACAAGGAGAUGCCAUCUCUCCUCUGUCAGCUGUUUUCAUGUUGCAUCUCUUUUUCUUGCUUUUUGAGUGUCUUUCUCUUUUUUUGCUAAUCUUCUGGUUUUUUCUCUUUUUUUUCCCCUUUUCUCUCU